AUGAGUAGUCGAACCGGAUUUAUGAAGUCUCUGAGAAAUCAAAGUCGAAUUGAUUUCACCAACCUUGACGAUGCACUCAAAUUGUUUGAUGAAAUAUCUCAAAUGCGACAUCUUCCUUCAAUUGUGCAUUUUACUCGAUUGUUAAUGGCCAUUGUGAGAAUGAAACACUACACCACUGCAAUUUCUUUACUUAAUCAAAUUGAAUCCUCAGGAAUGGUAGUGCCAAACGAAUAUACUCUGGGCAUCUUGAUGAAUUGUUACUGCCAUUUGAACCGGGUUGAUUUGGGUUUCUCUGUUCUAGGGAGGACUUUGAAGCUUGGUUAUGAAGUGGACUGUGUGAUGCUCAACACUUUAAUAAGGGGAUUCUGUAUCGAAGAUAAAAUAGGUCAAGCAGUAAACUUGUUUAAUGACAUGGGGACAAAAGGAUUUCAACCUAAUACAUUUACUUGUGGAACCAUUAUAAAUGGGUUUUGUAAAACGGGGAAUGCUAGGGCUGCAAUAGAAUUGGUUAAGAAGAUGGAAGAAAAAUUGGGAAACGAAUGGAUUUCACCGACUGUUGUCAUUUACAACUCCUUAAUCCACGGUCUAUGUAAUUCAAGCCAAUGGAAAGAGGCUACAAGGUUGUUGAAUGAAAUGGUGAAUAGAAAUAUCAAACCAGAUGUACAAACCUUCAACAUUUUGGUGGAUGCACUUUGCAAAAUUCAUCACGCAAAGAAGAUAUUUGAUUUGAUGGUUACUAGGGGUUGUGCCCCUAAUAUUCGUAGCUAUAACAUCUUGAUUAAUGGGUAUUGUAAGAAAAGAAAAAUGACUGAGGCUAUAAGACUUUUUCAUGAAACUUCUCAUAUGGGAUUGGUUCCUAAUACUGUUACUUAUACCACUCUUAUAGGUGGUUUUUGCCAUGCGGGAAAACCUUUACCCGUGCAACAACUUCUGAAUUAG
This is a messenger RNA of Cornus florida, 939 nucleotides long. Its product is annotated as pentatricopeptide repeat-containing protein At5g16640, mitochondrial-like. The transcript is spliced from 3 exons. Bases 1 to 939 code for a protein of 312 amino acids. The record is from RefSeq and is a predicted model, not a curated record. Lineage: Eukaryota; Viridiplantae; Streptophyta; Magnoliopsida; Cornales; Cornaceae. Gene Ontology annotation, molecular function: protein binding.